AGCAACUGAGACCAGAGGGACUAGGAAACAGAGAGCUACUGCACAUGGCUCUGGACUUGAUGCAUUGUGGGAGAUUUAGCACGGGACACCUGAGAAUUAUCAGACAGAGGUAGAAGAACUACCUGUAAAGAUUUGGGAGUAAAGAAGAAGAUCCAAACCUGACCUUAUCAAUCUCCUCUUGGGUUUUUCUUUCACUCUGCAUCCCUCCCGCAGGGUGCAUGGUUUUUGGAAACUCAUCUGCAUGUUCUGGAAAAAAAAUUCCCAACUUUUUAUGAAGCUUUUCCACACAACUUUACUGGAGACUGGAUCCACCGCUCAGUGUGAGAAACAGCAGGACAAGGGGGGAAUAUUACCAUCCAUCUCCAGCCCACCCGCCAGCUUUUGGACAACCCCUCCUCUCUGCCUCUUCUUUUGCCCCCUGUACCCCCCCACUCCCUCCAUCCCUCCUUCCCUCCCUCCAUCUACACCUCACCCCCCAACAGAGCAGAAAGCGUGAAAAAUCUCACUAAUGGGUUUAUUUGCUGUCAGAUCUGCGCCGAUCUGUCAUUCCCUUGGACCAUUCUGCUUGACACAUUUCAUAGUUGAGUAAGCCUCCUGGCUUUCUGGCUAGAGUUAUAACACAGUGCCCCUGCAACGCUGGCUGAGCGCUCAUCAAGAGGGAUAGCGGCGGCGGCAGCAGUCAGUCUGACAGUCUUUUGGACAGGGAGUCCCUGAAGCUGCAUUCCUACAGUCUCCUCUGAGUUUGUGAGCCUUGUGGGCAUCCUCAGCGUGUCCCUUUGCAGGAGAUCCAGGCUGGUUUCUGCAGGAAUUCCGGUGCUGAUUUGAUAGAUAGUGUGAAGAUGUGGUGUGGGGCUGGGCCUCUGGCCGUGGUGGCUGCAGUGUUUUGGACUCAGUGUGUUCUUCUGAAUGGGGUGGAUGCCAAGAAGGAGAGAAAAAGGCCAAAGGAGGGCACACCACAACACACAGAGACCUACAACGCUACCAUGUCCAACAGCGAAGAGGUCGGUGGAAGCGUCAAGGUUCCUGACAACCAGCGAGUGGAUCCACUGGGAUCAUGGAUGGACUUUGUUAAAAGACCUGUUGGCAACUUUCCUGGAAAGUGUCGCAAACGCAAACGACCCCUGCCCGGCCCCCCUGGUCCUCCUGGUCCUCCCGGCCCUCAGGGACCUCCUGGCUCUCCUGGAGCAGAAGUGACCCAGGAUAUUCUUCUGCAGGAGUUCAAAGACAUGAUUAAAGAGGCUACAGAGAGGCGAGCAGCAGCGUUGGAGAGGCAGGCCAGCCCCAGCCAGCUUCCCACAGCCCUCCUCACCUUGGAGGGGAUGACCUCGUACCGGCGAAUAGAGGAGGCUUUCCACUGCAAGCUCAAAGGACCCGUGGUGGUCGACAAGAAGACUCUGGUGGAGCUGCAGAACUUUCAGACACCGCCAGCUAAAGGAGCCUUCCUCAGAGGGUCGGGAAUGGACCAGUCCACCGGGAGAUUCACCGCUCCCAUCACUGGGAUCUACCAGUUCUCUGCUAAUGUCCACAUUGACCACAAUGAGGUGAAGAGGAGCAAGAGUCAGCUGAAGGCCAGGGAUAAUGUUCGGGUCCUGAUCUGCAUUGAGUCACUCUGCCACAGAUACACCUCACUGGAGAUGAUUGUUGGUUUAGAAAGUAACAGCAAGAUAUUUACUGUCAGCGUUCAGGGGCUGCUGGAGCUACAGGCCGGGCAGUACACCUCCAUAUUUGUGGACAACGCAGCAGGUGCUUCCAUCACAAUACAGAACGGUUCAGAUUUUAUGGGCAUGCUGCUUGGUGUAUAGCCCCGUAAAAUGAACAGGGGCUCAUCCAAGCCCUCCACUGCUGCCAAUUUCUUUUUGUCUUUUUAUAUUUGUAUUUCAAUGGACUGCUCAAGAGCACCUUCACACAGUACCAAACCACAGGGGAGGUUUGAAGGAAGGAAGGAAGGAAGGAAGGAAGAAGGAAGCGAGGCUGACAUGGACUUGACUGCUUGUCAGACGGUGAGAGGACAGUGUGAAGAACGCGAGGACUGAGUUUGUUUUUCACAGUGCAACACUUCCCUGAGGACUGUUGCUUCACCAAUAAAGUAGCCUGAAAAUAAGCCGUGAAUACGUCUGUAACGGUAUAUGUUAUCGUGCUUGUUGAAGACCUUUGCAGUAAGCCAACUAUCGAUGUUAUUAAUGUUCCCUGGAUAGAGCUGGGGAACACUAGAAAGUACAUUUGUGUUUAAUGUAUAGUGGACAUGUUAAUGCUUUUUGUCUACAUGAUCUAUGCACACAUUCAUGAGCUAUAGUUCUGUUUUUAUCAUAGAUUAAAUCUCACAUUUAUAUAUGUUAUCUGGUACAUAGACUGUGAGUACACUGGACAAUGGAAACAUGCUCAACAGAGAAAAUAUGGCCUAACGAGAUGUUGUCCCACAAAUGUAAUGAUGACAUACUUUUAACUAUUACUUCAUUUUUAGCCAUGCUAACUCCGUGGCAAUGGCCGUCGUCACCGUUUUGGUUCAUAUCUUAACAGCUAUUUGAUGGAUUGCUAGGAAAUGUUGUACAGACAUUCUUGGUUGCAAGAGGAUGAAUCCCUCUGACUUUGAUAGUUGUGUGAAAAAUCACUACAACUAUUAUAGGCCACGAAAUUGGUUCCGACAUGCAUGUCCUGCUCAGGAAGAACAAGGGUUAAGGCUUGCUUAAAGACUCAACUAGGAUGGUUAACAUUAUAUAAGGCAAAACAUGGAAAAUGAUGGUGACUCGCGUAAAGAUUUAGAUGCUAGCAUGGCUGUAGGCGAUUGUAGCGUAUUCACAUUACAACGGAAAAACUCCAGGACUCCAAGUAUGACGACAAAUAUAAUAUGUGAUGCAUCCAAAUGCAAUUGUUGACAUCUGAUUAUGAGAUGUGUGUGAAACAUUCAACUGACCCAAAAUGCAAUGCAUCCAUUUAGACUUUGCAAUGGCAGACCGUGAGGCAGAUGCUGUACAUUAGUACAUUAGCUGGACCUAUAGGUUCUGACACAGAAGUCCAAAUCUUGCUGAACUAAACUGCACCACCUCAGCUACAAUGGUGGUGUUGUUAGCAUUAGAUGGUUUGGUUUCAGAGACUCAAUCAAUGUUUUUUUAACAAACCUUGUAGCUGCAUGUGCAUGCUUAUAUUUCACCGACCAAAUAUCUGUUUUGUCUUGACUCGAUAUGGCAAUUUCGAUCAUGAUCUUACAUAAACUAAAGUAAUUCAGUCUUUCAGUUUAAGAAGAGGGCGAUGCAGAUUGUCUGUCUGUUAGUAAAUUUGAACUGUGUGUGUGUGUGUGUGUAUUACUGCUCCACUCUCACAACACAGCCUAUCAUGGCGGAGGUGCAUGCAAAAGCUUUUCCGCAGUAAUCUGAAUACAGCUUUAGUUUAAAUGUGUCCGACCAAUCGAGCACUGACUGAGAGAGCUGUAAGAGAAUUUUUUUUAACCUUUUAAGAUUAUUUUUACAGUAUUUUGUGCUAUCAUUUAUCAUCUGUUUGUUGUUUUGUAUUUUAUCCAUUUCUUGUCGUAUAGAUGUUUGUAAUUUAUAAUACACAGGUAUCAUUGAAAGCAGUGACAUUUGAUAUGGUAUUUAUGUUUGAGGAAAUGUAUGAAUCACUUGUUGGUUGACACUCUUCAUGGACUCCAGAAACAACAGAUUAUUGUACAAAUAAAAUUAUAUCUUUUUGCUAUUUUUUUAUUACCCAUACUAUGCUGUCAUUUGAAGAUUAAACAUUUUAAAAUGUACAA
Eleginops maclovinus (Patagonian blennie) is the source of this 3745-nucleotide messenger RNA. It is a transcript of the gene c1qtnf12, whose product is annotated as C1q and TNF related 12. The transcript is spliced from 8 exons. Gene Ontology annotation, molecular function: hormone activity. NCBI's taxonomy places the organism in Eukaryota, Metazoa, Chordata, Actinopteri, Perciformes, Eleginopidae. The record is from RefSeq and is a predicted model, not a curated record. The coding region runs from base 840 to 1802 and encodes 320 amino acids.